Cicer arietinum (chickpea) is the source of this 1479-nucleotide messenger RNA. RefSeq names its product nudix hydrolase 2. Gene Ontology annotation, molecular function: NADH pyrophosphatase activity; NAD binding; ADP-ribose diphosphatase activity. Lineage: Eukaryota; Viridiplantae; Streptophyta; Magnoliopsida; Fabales; Fabaceae. The record is from RefSeq and is a predicted model, not a curated record.
GGACUAAUUCAAAGUCCCUCCCACUGAUUGCACGGAAAUUGUUCCUCUUAUUGACCUAUAAAAAUUCCCUAACCUUUUAUUCUUUCCUUAGUUUCAAAAAAAGUAAUAAUUACAUCAAUAAUUGCUUUUUAUUAUUCUCUUUUGUGUUGAUUACAUUUGAUCAUUUUCAUCAUGAUGAGGUCUAGAGCUAUCACUAACAAACUUUAUUCAUCUUACCUAUUGACAACUUCUAAAUCAUUCCCCACAUCUUCUUCUAUUGUCCCUCCACUUCUGGUUAAAAAAUUUAAUGGUUCUAUUUUCCCUCAAUUUCAAGGUUGCAAGAACAAUUUUCUUUUUCCAAGAGUGUAUAUGUCUGCCUCCUCAGCUUUAUUGAAUGAGGAAGUGAGAGAUAAAGGUAUUGGAUUACUCAAAGCAGUUGAGGAUCAACAUGGUGGAGUUAUUGUAAACAUGGAGGAGCCUAUGGAUUCUUUUGUUUUUGCUUCUUUGCUGGAAGCUUCAAUAUCACAAUGGAAAAGACAGGGAAAAAAGGGAGUGUGGAUCAAGUUGCCUAGAGAACAUUCAAAUCUUGUUGCUUCUGCUGUUAAGGCUGGAUUCAAAUACCAUCAUGCUGAACCAGAUUACUUGAUGCUUGUGUAUUGGAUUCCUACUACUCCUGAUACCAUUCCUGCAAAUGCCUCUCACCGCAUUUGUAUUGGUGCUUUUGUAAUGAAUGACAAUAUGGAGAUCCUUGUGGUUCAAGAAAAAAAUGGGAGAUUCAGUGGCAAAGGAAUAUGGAAAUUGCCCACUGGAGCUGUUAAUGAGGGUGAAGAUGUUUGUACUGCUGCAAUUAGAGAAGUCAAAGAGGAGACAGGAAUAGAAGCUGAAUUUGUUGAAGUUUUAGCAUUUAGGGAAAGACAUAAAUCUUUCUUCCAGAAAUCAGAACUGCUCUUUGUAUGCAUGUUGCAACCUCGUUCCUUUAACAUUCAGAAGCAACUUUCAGAAAUUGAAGCAGCUCAGUGGAUGCCAAUUGAAGAGUAUGUAGCUCAGCCUUUUGUAAGAGAAAAUGAGCUAUUUGACUUUCUUACAAAAGUUGGUUUAUCAAAGUUGAGUGGAAAGUACUGUGGCUUUUCUACCCUGCUCACUAGCACAUCCUCUUGCAAGAAAUCCUAUGUCUACUUAAACAAAAUUGAUGCUGCCCAUUUGUCAACUUCCAAACCUCACCAAACUUAAUGCCACCGAUUUAAUUAAUUUGAUUUAUUUAUUUACUAAGGUCUAUUAGCAUUGUACAAAAAUCUCAAACUUAUAGGUUCAUUUCAUUCAAGUCUUUCAUUCUUCUUUGUGUAGAUGAAUUUCAAUUUGUUUAUUUAGUUUUUCAAUAAAUUAGAAGUCAAGUAUCAACCAUAUAGUUGUUCAAAUUCUUUAUUGUAAUAUAAUAAUUGCUUGUUGGCUGUACCAUUAUUGUUAAAAGUAAUGAGAAUCACCUUUUCCUUUUCUUUUCCA